Molecule: messenger RNA, 1278 nt
Organism: Penicillium cosmopolitanum
Lineage: Eukaryota; Fungi; Ascomycota; Eurotiomycetes; Eurotiales; Aspergillaceae
Exons: 2
Coding region: 1-1278 (425 amino acids)
Cellular component (GO): cytoplasm
Molecular function (GO): flavin adenine dinucleotide binding; electron-transferring-flavoprotein dehydrogenase activity
Source: RefSeq, a predicted model, not a curated record
AUGUUAUCCGACAGAGUCACAUUUAUCACCAAAGCACUCAUCGUGGUUGGUCCCUACCUGGGACGUGCUGCCAUCCGGCGAGUUGCCGCCUAUGGUCACAGUUGGACAUGGAGAAACACACCAGACGCAAAGAAUAUUGUGGUACUAGGGGGAUCUUUUGCAGGCACCGAGCUUGUGCGAGGCUUGACCGAGACAUUGCCAACCGGCAAUAAGGUGGUGUGGAUUGAGAAGCACUCACACUUCAACUAUAUCUUCAAUUUCCCACGAUACUCAGUCUUAAAGAGACACGAGCAGAGGGCUUUUAUUCCGUAUGAUUUCAUCGCAACGGGGGCCCCUUUAGGCAUCCUCACGAGCAUCCAAGACGAGGCUAUCGCCAUAACAGAUGCUCAUGUCUUACUGGCAUCUGGUGAGAGGAUCGACUACGCAUGUCUCGCCAUUGCGACGGGGUCAACACAGCCGUUGCCUGCAAAUGUAUCAUGCAAUAAACGGAGUGAAGCAUGUCGAGAGCUCCAGGGUGCGCAGCAGACUAUCGAGGCGAGUCCGAAUAUUGCCGUUGUUGGCGGUGGUGCAGUGGGUGUCCAGCUUGCAAGCGAUAUCAAAGACUUCUUUCCGACCAAAGACGUUACACUGAUUCAUUCUCGAGAUCGGCUUAUGAACCGCUUUGGCAGCCGACUUCAGGACUACGUCUUGACUGCAUUGCGUGAUGAGCUCAAAAUACGCGUCUUGCUGAAUGAGAGACCGAAACUUCCCGUGGGAGGAAAUUUCGCUCAAUCAACUUCUCUGACAUUCUCGGAUGGCCACGAGGAAUUUGACCUGGUUAUCGGCUGUAUCGGCCAGCGACCCAACUCAUCUCUACUCAAAAUUUGUUAUCCUGACGCCAUCUCGAAAGAAAAUUCCCGUAUCCUAGUUCGACCUACACUCCAAGUUUUCAGUGCCACCAAUCCUACAAAAAACCUGCCUAUCUUCGCAUUUGGGGAUGUGGCCGAUCAUUCCGGUCCGCGAAUGGGGCGUGCGGGUUGGACACAAGCAGGUGUAGUGUUGGAAAAUAUUUUGUCCACGAUUCAAGGCCAGGCUGCAUCGCGUCGAUAUGUACCUGACAUCUUUAUUGAAGGUGCCAUUAAGUUAACAUUAGGGAAGACACAUCUAGUUUUCUACGCCGUGGAGAAUGGUGAGCAUGGGUCUGAUUUUCUGAUCCCUUCCAGAGAUGGAAAGCUGGAUCUCGAGGCUGAGAAUGCAUGGAAAGAAUACGGUGUCGACUUCAAGCAAUUGUGGAAAUGA